Messenger RNA from Cephus cinctus (wheat stem sawfly), 11598 nucleotides. RefSeq names its product alpha-2B adrenergic receptor (gene Octalpha2R). Gene Ontology annotation, biological process: adenylate cyclase-activating adrenergic receptor signaling pathway. The record is from RefSeq and is a predicted model, not a curated record. The transcript has 3 exons. NCBI's taxonomy places the organism in Eukaryota, Metazoa, Arthropoda, Insecta, Hymenoptera, Cephidae. Gene Ontology annotation, molecular function: G protein-coupled amine receptor activity. Gene Ontology annotation, cellular component: membrane. Bases 3023 to 5656 code for a protein of 877 amino acids.
GGGUGGGGUGGUUAGAAUGGUUAGAAGGGUGGCGUGCGCGCGCACGUCGCUCUGCCGCUGCAUCCGGCUGCUGUCCACGCCACGCAGUCUACCGAGGAUCGCGUAGCGCGUGUGCGUGUGCGUUUGUCCCUGGCACUCCGGCACGCAACCGGAGAACUGUUUUAAUUUCGCAGGAGCACAGGGCUGCCAUGAGCACUGCGUUCAGUUGACGCGAGAGGCUGGAGAGGACCUUUUUAAAACUGUGCAACUUGCGAUUUAGGCGGCGCGUGGAACAUGCGAGGACAUGCGAGGCCGCAUUCUGCCUGCCGACUCCUUCGGAUCUCUCGAUCCCUUCGAACGCAAUCGUCAAUCUUCAGCUUCCGGGGAAGUCUGCGAAUCUGAAAAGAAAAGGAUCCCCGUGACGUCGCCUUGCCGUCGCCGUCACCACCGCCGUGACCAUCCUCGGUGAGCCGGAAGAGCCUAUUCGAGCGAAGAGAAGCGAUCCAGGGUGUAACGGCGGAAGGCUGAUCUGCCAGCUGGAAUGUUUGAUCGAUUCUGGCAAGAUUGACCCGUAAGUGGAAGAACGGGAGUGCAACAGCCUCCGAGUAUCCAGGCUAUCAAUUGCAGAAUCGUGGGGGAAUUAUCGAUGAAUUCAAUUGCAAAGAAGUUGGCGACUUCCCAACCUCGAGGAAGGUAGCACAUCUGCGGCGCGGCCGUAAAGGGAAUACGGGCCAUAAUUUGGAGCAGCACCUAACCAUCGGUGCAGCCUGCAACGUAAACAUCAAUCAGCAUCAAUCAGCAUCAUCAGCAUCAUCAGCAGUAUCGAUACCAUCAACGCUAUAAUUAUUGCUAUCGUUCUCAAAGCAAUCGAUAUCAUUAUUCUUGUCACUGCGAAGGCUGCGGUCGUUGGCACUGUCAUUGACACCCUCCCUAUCAAUCGGAAGCCCCACCAUCAGCAUCACCAUUACCGCGAAGAGCGUCAUCGGCGCUGGACGCCGAUCCUCGUAUCUCGCCUGGAUAUUCGCCGAGGGGCAGACCAGGAGGCUGGGCUUUUGCAGACGCCGUGGCCGUCGCCGACGAAAAGAAGGAAAAGGGAGCAAAUCCUCGACAGGCUUCCGGGCCAACACCUCGCUCGAGAUCUUCCAGCAGAGAACGCGCGCACCCCUAGCCAAAUCCUUACAGUCAGAAACCCUACGGGAUGACGUCCUUUGCUACCUGCGAGCAUCCAGUUUCGUUGCCAGUCAAGAAUCCUAAGGAUCAGUUUCACGUCAAGGACAAAGUGAAUGUUUAGGUACGGAUAGAAGUCAGCGUCCGCAUCGUGUCCAGAUCGCCGAUGACGUCCAGACUGCUGAGCUUGCUUCGCGUUGAAUACUCUGAAAAGGAACCGGAAAUUUAGUCACUCAACAAUACGGAAGCGUUUAUCCAGGAUGAUUGAACGAUAUAAAUAUUCGUUCCAGUUGCAAUUUGCCGCCGGCAGAUCAAACUGAAUUUCGCAUUCAGAUCCGAAUGUUAAUCAGAUCCGAAGUGUAAUCCGAUUCUGAGCGAAGUGACCGUCGCUCAUGGAUUCUGGGUUGUGAAUGGUGGAUAGUAAACAGUGUAUAGUGGACCAUGGAUAGUGGAUUGUGGAUCCUGGACGAUAUGUGAUUAAUGUCUACUGUCGCUCGAGAGUAGAAUCGAACGCGUUCGCAUUUGCGUUCACAUACGUUUCGAACUAGACGGAACGUAAAACGCGAAAGAUAUGUUCGAGCAUUUGUAGUUUUAAAUAUUGUUAAAUAUUUCAAAGCCUUCUAAAAUUCUUUUAAAAGCAGGUCGGAGCAGUACGGGUACUCAUCGCUUAGACUUUUACCUAUUAAACCCGAACGAUUAGUGUACUCGGGCGUAAUCACUUAUUUAACAGUCGUCAUUGUCCAGUUACCUUCGCAUGUUACGCGUCAUCGGCUAUAAAGGAAGCACGCUCGAUCACGUGUGGUAUUUAAAAGCUCGGAUGUUCAAGGGCAGGAGACAUUUGAGCCGAAGAGGAAACGAUUGUUGCGGUGGAAUCAGGGCGAUGACAAAGGAGAAAAAGCUCAUGGAAGUCGGGAGAGUGUAAAAUAAUUAAAAGUGCGAGGGUGACAAGUUCAUUUUCAUCGAGUUGAAAUAUCUGUAGUCAACAGUGAUAUUUGUAGUAAUUUCAAGAUUUUGAUGUCCCUAGUAUUCUCGUGGACUCUUCUCGUAGCCUGACCCAGUCCAACCCCAAUCCAACCUUGAUCUUUAGUCUCUUCACUACCGUUCCUUCGUUCCUCGCGGCCGAUGCUCGUGGUAGCACGUCACUUCCGUCGCUCGGGAGAGGCCACUCAUCUUACUUACGUAUAUUAUUAAGGUAAACCUCGACCCUUAAUCUAGGGAAGAAAACGGCGGGACCAAUUUUUCGCGUUGACUGUGUGUCGUUCAUUGAGAAUGAUCGAGCAAUCCUCUCGCAAUUCGAGUGUAACGUCACACGAAACGCGAAAACGUAAAACGCUAAACGCUUAGAAAGCGCCGAAAACAGAUUCUAAAAGAUUUGGUCCAAUCAGUCGGCGUCGGCUUUGGAGCCACCGAACCAGUUGAACCACAAGUUAUUAGAAUAUUUAAGGAAUUAGCUUAGCGACUAUUCUCGUUUCCACCCUCUCACCAAUCAGUGUCUCCUCCUAUCCUUAAGACCUAACAAGUUCACGUGAUACCUUCUGACCUCAAGCAUCAAGCGCUUGGAAGUCACCAGCCAGCGCGAUCACGCGUCAACCCUGACCUCGAGUUCAAUGUGAAGAUCGUAGGAAGACCGGGAGAUCGAUCGAGGGGAUCGAGGGGAUCGAAGAGCAGAAUAGAAGGAAGCAUGAAAGGAUGAAGAUUCGGGACUCGAGGGGGAGGAUCUUCUUACGGGACGAUCGCGAAGAAUGCUACUGCCGAAGGGAUUGCCCGAAAUGUCAGGAGGAAUUGAGAAUGCCAUAAGUUCCCUCUGCGAGAAUCAGAAAUCAUUGGGUUCGGGGAGCAAGAGCCGAUAGCGGCAGCCAGGUCGAAGGGUGCGGGCAUGCCGAGCUUCGGCACCACAAUCAAGGGCGCUGCUAAUUUCGCUUCGGCAAGCAUCUUCGAGGGGCGUAUGACGUGGGGCGGGGUCGUCGGCGACAUCGGCGUCGUCGGCGGUGCUGGUGCUGAUACUGUGAGCCUUAUCUCCAUUGGCAGAGGUGCCGGUGCGACUAUCGGCGGAGUAAGCGACGGCGACGGCAGCGAGAGAGGAGGACUCGUCUCCAGCCGUGGCAAUAACGGUACUGGAUUUCAAACUGGAAUUGGAGAUCCAGCUGUAAAGGGUGUCGGCGAGCUGGGAGCCAGAGUCGCAGAGACUCGACGCACAUUCGGUAGCCGUGGUACUGGAGUUAAUAUAAUCGCUGCGACAUCCGGGUCAAUUGGAAAGCCAACAAUUGCAGCUGCUCGUGCCGAUGGAUGUGGUGCUGCCGUUGGCGGCGACCGCGGCCGUGGUGGAACCUGCGAAGGCAGCAGCAGCGGCGUUCGACCUGGCGGAGGACCUGUUGGAAGUACCGCCGGUGCAGUUGGCAGUGCAGCAAGGGUGACUGGAGGUGGAAGUGGCGGAGACGGUAGCGUUUCCAACAACGUGGCCGGUGCCGGUGCUAGUGGCGGCGGCGGCGGCGGCGGUAUUGGUGCUAGCGCUGGCAGCGGCGACGGUGGCGGUGGCGGAAGAGCGAGGGAAGCCAGUGCUAGUGGCAGUGGCGGUGGCAGUGUCAGUGGCGGAGACCGAGGAGGUUCAAAUAGUGCCAACGGGGGAAGCGGGGGGAGCAGGGGACGCGUCGGUGAGAUCGGUGAGAUCGGCGAGAUCGGCAGGGUCGCCAGGGUCGCCGGAGGAAGUGGUGGCGGCGGUGGUGCCGGUAGCGCAAGUGGACUCAGCCACGGUGGCGGUAUCGUCGGUAACGGCGGCAACGAAGGUGGCGGAGGUGCGAUGGGGAGCCACGCCGCCGAAGGUGAGCUCCUCUUCGGUUUCGAGGAGAUGAUGGAGGAUUUUGGCUCGUCGUUCAACAGCUCCUUCAACGAGAGCUUCUUUUCGUGGAACGGCAGCCUCUACAACGAGACGUACCUCGUCCUCGGGGAGGGAAUGUACCCCUCGGGAUACAGCCUGCCUCAUAUCGUCCUCGCCUCGAUCGUCGUGACCCUCCUGAUGAUCGUGAUAGUCGUUGGGAACAUGCUCGUGAUAAUAGCUAUCGCGACCGAGAAGGCCUUGAAGAACAUUCAAAAUUGGUUCAUAGCGAGCCUCGCAGUCGCCGACUUCUUUCUAGGCCUCGUGAUAAUGCCCUUCUCAUUGGCCAACGAGAUAAUGGGCUACUGGAUAUUCGGCUACUGGUGGUGCGACAUAUACUCCGCGAUGGACGUGCUCCUCUGUACGGCGAGCAUCAUGAACUUGUGCUUGAUCAGCCUCGAUAGGUUCUGGAGCAUCACGCAGGCCGUUGAUUAUCUGAAGAAGCGGACCCCGGCCAGGGCGGCGCUGAUGAUAGCCCUCGUCUGGCUACUCUCAGCCCUCGUCUGCAUCCCGCCCCUCCUUGGCUGGAAGCGACCUACUCCCGAGGAGAAGUAUCCCAAGUGCAAGCUGUCCGAGGACAUUGGAUACGUGCUUUACUCGGCCCUGGGCAGCUUUUACAUCCCCUCCUGUAUAAUGGUCUUCGUCUACAUCCGUAUUUAUUUCGCGGCGAAGGCACGGGCCCGACGAGGCAUCAGGAAGCAACCACGACCACGACCAGUGGCUCCCGCACAGUCGCCGAAUAUCCGGCAAACAAGUUUCACUCAGAACAUGUCAGCGGUGGAUAUUGAAAGGACGCCUGGAAGAGCGCUAAUGGAGAACGUAGCCACCAUUGAGAAUCAGCCGGUUCAGAUACCGAUAGUGACGUGCGACUUUGCCAGUGACGUCAGCACCUCCGAAGCGGAGCCCCCAGGUGGUUCGCCGAGUCUUCCGCUUGAAGAAAAAGACACACUCAAGGUAAGCAUACCGAUGCCGAUGCAGAAGAACGCGCUCAGGGCGACCUUGUCGGUGAACGGAGCCGAGGAUGAAGCUUCAGCGUCAUCCUCGACAUCAGCGUCGGGCCAGAGCAGCAUCCCUAUGAGAUGCAGAGCGCCGAGCGUCGGCAUCGACGUCGACAUGGUCAGUGAGUUCGACCCGUCUUCGUCGGACAGUGGCGUCGUCUCGAGAUGCGCCGUCGUGAAGCCACUGAAGUUGCGUCUGUGCCAGCCGAUCUUCGGGCGCAAAGCCAUCGGGAAGUUGAAGCGGGACCAAGGAGCCAAGGGAGGUGGUGCCGGAGCCACCAAAUCUGGACAUUCUCCUCGUGGAGGUUCCGAAGGUAUAACCCCCAUGGGAUCCUCCAUCGAAGUGGCGAAGCCCGUCAAGCCUCGAGAUCCGGAACGGGAGAAGCGGCGCCUAGCACGUAAAAAGGAGAAGCGUGCCACCCUGAUCCUUGGUCUCAUAAUGGGCAGCUUCAUUGCCUGUUGGCUUCCCUUCUUCUUCCUUUACAUAGUGAAGCCCCUCUUCCCCAGCCUCGCCAUACCCGGCCCCGUCUUCGUGAUAGUCUUCUGGCUCGGUUACAUGAACUCUGCCCUCAAUCCCGUCAUCUACACGGUUUUCAAUAAGGACUUUCGCCGAGCCUUCCGACGAAUACUUUUUAAGUGACUUCAGCCAACGAAUAAUUACAGACAACUGGAUAAACUGAUUUCGCGAAGAAUUUCAAGAGACGGAUACACCCGUUAUAUAUAUUUCGCGUAGCCAAGGCAUAUCAACGGGCAUAGGCUGAUGUUGUUGUUGCUGCUAUUGCUCCCGCUCUACUUCCUGGCUCCUGCCCCGCUCCUGCUGCUCUGUUGUUAUUGUUGAAUCUACUUUUACUACCUACCACUACUUAUUCUUCUUCUUCUAUUGUUAAAUCUUCCACUUCUUCCUUUUCUCUUCGUUGAGUACGAAUGCUAUGGAAUGCGAGUAUCGAAUGACUGUAUGAAACUGGGUGUGUGACUGCACGUACGCGGUAAGGUUAAUAAGAAGGAAGGAAUAAGGAAGAUAAGCGCAACGAGAAAUCUCAUUAUUACAUACAAUCAAAGUGGAAGGAGGUGUCCAUUAUCUGUUUUAAGAAUUGAUAAGGAUAGUCAAUGGCAAUUAAAUGGCUAUUGAAAUAGCAGCUACCAGAAAAAAAAAAGAAAAAAAAAAGAAAAAAGAAAGAAAAAAGAAAAAACGUUCGAAAGAACGUACGCGAUAGACGAAUACGUAUGUAUAGUAUUAUUGUCCUAUCCCUUUUAUCGUAUACCUAUUAAAAUAAAUAACUACACGACAAGACAAUCCGCUGAUAUAUUCAAACUAAAAAGAAAAUCUAAAAAUCGUUGACAAAUAAGAUGAGCAAAAAGUUUCCUACUAAACGCAUAGGUUGUAUAAGGAUCGUGCGUUGCCGAUCCGUCAAUGGAUAUUCAUUCGAAUUUCAAUAAAUCGAUAAUCAAGCGAUCAAUGUGUACACGCGCAUCGAUAACGACGCGGGUAACAAAUAUAACGCAACGAAACGAGGUGCACGAACGACAUUCUCGACGUUUGACAAUCGCCUAAAAGUACUUAUGUGCACACGUAAAAAGUGAGGACACUCCUGUCGCCAUUUUACAUAUUUGGAGAUUCAGGUUCCUCGCGUAGACUCGCAUAGAGACACGUAAAUACGCGCGUACCGCCAUGGCGUCAUCUCCUUUAGGUAAAUCGAUGAGCAUUUUGAGCAUGAGAGUACGUGACGUCAUUCGGCCAAUGAGAGUAAGCCGAGCCAUUCGGGCCAAUAGGAUUCGAAGGAAGCAGGCGGGAAAAUACAAACUGGCUAAGUACGUCACGCGAAAAGGUCCCUCUUAUUCGAUAUCGAGAUCCCUGAUCAAAUAUCAGCGCGUUCCUUGAGUCUCGGAUGAGUUUUAUGCGAUUCAAGUAAAAAUCUACUCGGGCGAUCGGAACGUUCCGGGUGCGUCGUUCGGCAAAUCAAAGGGGACGUAGGCUAUUCUGGCUAAGCCGGAAGACCGAACGAGGACGAAGAGGAAAAGAAGCCGAGAGAUCCGUGGCUUGACGUAAUGAAAGAAAAAUAGAAGUGAAUGGAGGAAAGUUGGUCCAGUAAGUCUCGUCGCCUCGUUGCCUUGUUGGGAACGAAAGGAGAAGAAAAAAAAAAGUAGAAAAACCCAAGCAUCGUAUGCGCACGCGCGCGAGCAAUUUACGCACGUCUCUUUAUUAAAGUAGCACGAGAGAUAGGUGGGAUAUACAAGUAUAAAAGUCUCAAUAAAGUUAAGUGAAUUAGAGCGUUAAGAUUAAGCAACUAAAGGGUAAGACGAGAUGAGAAGAAGAAGAAAAAAAGAAAAACAAUACGUGAUUCCAAUUACGUGUACCAUUCUUUGUCUUAGACGACGAAAUUUUUGCGAAAUUUUCGAAUCUCUAUGUGUCCCCAGAACGUUAUCCAAUCCCAAGUAGCCAAUUAAUCACUCGUUGAUCCAACCGAUACAUCCGUCGACUCCUCCAUUUCCCCAGUCGUCCGUUGUCAACGUGACACGUAGACACCCUUUCCAACUAAUAAUUAACAAGAACCCAACUUAAUCGUUUAGCUACACCCCUACGGUUACAUUGUAUCUAGGGAUAGGAAUUUACAAGAAUUUAAAAUACGAGAUGUAACGUCUUCUUCAUCCUACGUUUAUUACUAUUUCAUCGAGAUAUUACUCAUUCAAUCGUAUGAAUACGUACAUAUAGGACACGGAAAGCAACAAUGCGAAUACAAGAAGACAGACACACAGGACACAGAGGAUACACGCAUAAUUAUAUAUAAAUAUAAAUACAUACAUACAUAUACAUACAUAUACAUAUAUAUACAUAUAUAUAUAUAUAUAUAUAUAUAUAAACGUAUUAUCGAUUAAAUUCGCCGUAGGAAUCUAUUGAUUGACGUUAUCAUUUCCAUUUGUCGCCGAUCGCUUGAUUCGUGUUUCGAUGAUCGGAUGAGUUUCGCUAAUUUCGAAAACACUAUUGAAAUUCGUGAACAAGAGCCGUGAAGUACUCUCGAUUAUGUUAGGACACGAAAGAAGCGCAUUCAGCGUACUGUAACUGUACAAUUUGAUUACGAUUAGAUAAAGGAGCAAGAGCACAAAAAGAACUUGAGUGAAAUUCAUCGGAUUUUCAAGACACGAAUUGUCGACUGACAAAUUCUAUCGAUAAUAUUGGAGCAAUGAAAUCACUGUGAUAUCACUAAAACGCUUUCAAGGUGUGUUGAGAUUGACAAAACACAACAUGGCCGACAAAAACAAAGAAGAGAACAGUUACGAGAGAAAGGAAUAGAUAGACGGAUAGGGAUAAAGAGAGCGCGCGAGAGAAAAACAAGAGAAAGAGAGAGAGAGAGAGAGAGAGAGAGAGAGAGAGAGAGAGAGAGAGAAAUUUAUGAUAUUAAUUAUCGUAUUGUAAAUCGUAUUAAUACCGAUCGACUAUUACGAACUUGUAUUAUUACUCAAAGGAAUCUAUAUACAUAUAUAUUAUAUAUUGACUAUUAUUAUGAACAUUAUUACUAUUAUUAUCAGUAUUAUUAAUACGAAGUCCUAUUGUCUAAUAGCGUUGAUUGUCUGUUACAAGUGAUAAAAAAUAUAUAUAUAUAUACAGAAUGAAAGAGGAAGUAUAAGUAGAUCGAAUGUAAAAAAAAAGUGAUUCGCCCGAUUUAACAUGGAUACCGGAAGUUCCAACUCGGCACGACUUAAGUAGUAGCGUAGCGCUUAAGUACGACUUUGCGAUUAAGACUAAGCUAGUUUAACGAGAGUUCUAGAAGACAAUAGCGACGACACUUGUACACACGCACACCGUCUCCCUUCGAACGACACACCGAUACACGCACGAGCAAUAUACAUAUAUACAUGCAACAUCUAAUUUUAAGAAAAUAAGAGUUUCGACACACGAAGAGCGAGAGGAAACAACAACAACAACAAUAACAACAAUAACAACAAUGAAAAAUACACUUCCGACUUUGCCAAUCGUGGAGGAUGGUAGCUGAACUUUUCUCAAAUGUAAGGUUAGGAUUGGCCCUCCUCGAGUCGGAGGUCGAACAUCGUCGCCAGGACUAACCUCAAACUUAUUGAACCUCCAACGUGUGUCUUCAGCUUCUCUCUCCGUCUCUGGGCGAAGCAGAAUUCUCGAGGCUCGUCCAGUUUAGACCGAAGGCUGGAGGUGGAACUCCCUGGCGUUCCUUGCACCACCUAUACCUACCUUAUACCUACCAUCUUCCUACCGAACAAUGCACGAACAAUCGAACACACAUUUUCCUCGACCACAUCGUAGCACGAAGAAGCUUCUCCCCCUUGUUAUAUCUAACAGAGCAACCUACCUAGAUACUUGGCUAUUUAUCUACCCAGCUGCAUGCCUGAACGCCUGCCUGCCUGCCUACUGAUCUAGCUACCUACAUGCCUACGUACCAUGCCUGCCUGGCCAGUUUAGCUAUUUAUCUACUUAGCUACUUAGCAACGUGGCUAUCUGUUCAUUUCUAUAGUCAAGUUAUCCCGUAGUACUACUUGGCUGCUGCCAUAGCCACAAGCAACCUAUUUGUGCAGCCGACAAAUAAGCGUGUUCAAAUAGGGAUUGCUGCUUUCACGGUAUUCACGGAUUUCUUGUACGCGAAUGAGCACAUUAUGGGGUAUCUUGGUAAAUGGAAAGUACGUGAGCGGGUAUGUUAUAUGGAUACAUAUCUACCGUAGCAUCUUAUCGAAUUGAUUUGCGAGCGAAUUGAAAUUACGUCUUCCGAAAAAUGACAAUUUUUGGAGAAAGGAGCUACUUGAAUUUUUUUUUUUUUUUUUUUUUUUUUAAAGAACGUAAGGGCCGGAGUUAACUGAUUUUUUGUGUACCAUUAUACCAGUCGGGUUGCUCAUCGAUCCUCUUUCUGUAUUUUCCUCUACAUUUGGUCCGCCAUAUAGCAAUUACUUUUUUUACAACGAUCCAUCCUACAGCCAUCACUCUUCUACUUGACUUUCCGCUCUCCUUUUCAUUUUCGCUCUCCAUUUUCCACACCACUCGACACCAUCUCUCCAUUCCUCUUUACCUUCGCUUCCUUUUCCACAAUCCUCGUUACAGUCGCAGUCAGCGUACUUGCUAUUCGAAUAAAAAAUGUUGGCUCGUAUUUUCUCGCAGUCCCGGGUCUCCCGAGGGCCUCGGCCCUGCAAAAGCAAACCAGGGGCCAACGAACGCUCGAGAAAGUCCAUCAGCAGCCGCUAGCUCCUGGCUUUUCUUAUUCUUCCUUCUUCUGCUUAUUUUCUCCUUUUUAUUUAUUUUUUUCCUUUCCUUACGACAGACAAGAGAGAAACGUGACCGCCGCCAUUUCUCAGGCUGGAGACGCAUUGUCGUCCAGCGGUGUUGAAAAGAGGAUUGCUGACUAUAAUAUAUCUUAUGGAAUUGUCGAGCGAUUCCUUACGGACGACCGCGAAUCCGUUUUAUUAACCAACACUUUGGUUAAUCGCCACCCAAUCAUAUUUCCAUGCACGCACAACACCGCACGCACCUCACGCAUCUCACGCACACUAUACAGUUAGGCCACACGAACGCUCCGUUUCAACAUUAGAUUGGCGCGGUUCAUUUUACGUCAAGUUUAAUCUACAAAAGUCUUCCAUUCUUUCCACGACGUGUAUCGUCCGCGUUCGCUCGAAUGCUGAGGCCGUAAUAAUUAAUAACGCGUUGAUGGCCGACAGAGACGUCAGGAAGCGUCAAAAGAAGAAGAAGCUUCGACGUCGAGGAGGCCGAGGAAAUAAGUAGACAGGAAAGUCGCAGGAUGGGCGUGAGAUAAUAAAACGAAGUAGAAACGAAUUUGUCAAAGCGCGCGAAACGAGGAGAGACACUGAACGCGUGAAUAAAUGAAGCAAGUGGGAACGGAAAAAAAAAAUAAUGGAAAAAAAGAAGAAUAUCCCAUAAGAAUGGGAAACUGCGACUGUUCAGUCUAGACAUUAUCCGACCCCAACGAGGCGUCGCGUCUAUUUUUUUCUUUUCUUUUUGCUCGAGCACGGCUCCAAUCCGCCACAAUUUUCGAUAACGUCACACGCGUCUUCCUUUCGCUCCAGCAGUUUCUUCAGUAUAUCCCUUGCGAAAUCUCGAAACGAAACAAACUCACGUCGUCUCGAAAUGUCGAUCCGAACGUCUGUGGAACGUCGAGCAUGCAAUUGCGUAAUUCGAUAUACCACGUGUGCAUGUAGUACGUAGCUCCGUAACAGCGAUAAUAAUUUUUAUAAGUCUAAUCCAACAGUGGAACCUGCAUCAGACGUGACGAGAUGGGUCGAGGGAGAGAGGGAGAGAGAGAGAGAGAGAGAGAGAGAGAGAGAGAGAGAGAGAGAGAGAAGUAAGAAAAAGAAGGAGAGAGAAUCAAAAAUUCUUAAAAAAAAAAGGCGUGACGAGCGAACGUGCGCACGUUUGCGCGUGCGUGCGUGAGUGAUUGUGGUGCACGUGUAUGCUUGAGGUUGAAAUAGGGAUAAGAUAGAAGCGAAGGGAAGAACGUGUGGAAUAUGGUUUUCUGACGCGAUACACGUCGCGUCAAUUAGAUAAAGCAACAUCUUCGUAAGUUUCGUACGCACCGUCUGCUCGAGUGUCCGUCUAUGCGUGGCAAAAAAAAA